Epithele typhae is the source of this 2268-nucleotide messenger RNA. Its product is annotated as OPT oligopeptide transporter. The transcript has 10 exons. The coding region runs from base 1 to 2268 and encodes 755 amino acids. Gene Ontology annotation, biological process: transmembrane transport. The record is from RefSeq and is a predicted model, not a curated record. Gene Ontology annotation, molecular function: oligopeptide transmembrane transporter activity. NCBI's taxonomy places the organism in Eukaryota, Fungi, Basidiomycota, Agaricomycetes, Polyporales, Epitheliaceae.
AUGGCUGACCCUGUGACCACCGUGCCGACGCUCGACGAGAAGCAGUCAGACAAUGUCUCGCUCGAGAAGACAGACGCCGUCGACGACGACGCCCGCAUGGCCAAGGAAGUCGAGGAGUUCGAAGAGCGCCUCGAGCGCGACGAGGCUGCCAACGAGGAGUACCUCGUCCAAGAGGCUUACGAGGUCGCGAUCAAGGUCUUGUCCACCCGCGACGACCCUUCGCUGAAUCCCCUCACCUUCCGGACCUUCUUCCUCGGGUUGGGUUUCUCAGCCUUCGGCGCCGUACUGGCCCAGAUUUAUUGGUUCAAGCCGCAGACCCUGAACGUUUCGACUCUGUUCCUGCUCGUGCUUUCCUACUGGCUUGGCACAGCCAUGCAUUACAGUCUACCGUCCCAUGGAAUCUUCCGCUGGAUUAACCCCGGCCCCUUCAACGUCAAGGAGCAUGUGGCCAUCAUCAUCAUGUCCUCCAGCGCGGCCACCUCCGCCACGGCCAUCCAGAUCAUCUCCGUUCAGGACCUGUAUUACAGUAACCGGCUCAACGCUGGUCUCGCUAUCUUUAUCCUCAUCGGCUCACAGCUCCUUGGCUACGGCUUCGCGGGCCUUCUCCAGGACAUGCUCGUCCGUCCCACCAAGUGCUUCUGGCCCGCUACGAUCUCGACGGCCAACCUGUUCCAGGCUCUGCACUUCGACAACCAGAUGACGUCGAAGCGCGUCCGCCUCUUCUGGACGCUCUUCCUCGUCAUGUUUGUUUGGGAGAUCAUCCCUCAGUGGAUCUUCCCGCUACUCACUGGCGUCUCCAUCUUCUGUCUCGCCGCGAACCACAACCCCGUUAUCCGUAACAUCUUCGGCGGUGCGAGCAACAAUGAGGGCAUGGGUCUCCUCGCGUGGUGCUUCGACUGGAACCUCAUCGGCUCCAACUGCCUUUUCAACCCUCUUUGGCUGCAGCUCAACGAGGACAUCGGCAUCUUCUUCACGUACAUCCUCAUGGCCGGCGUAUACUACGGCAACCUCUGGCGUGCGAAGGACUUCCCUUUCAUGUCCCAGGCCAUAUUCGCCGAGGACGGCACGCAGUACAACCAGACCGCGCUCCUCACAAACGGCAAGUUCGACCCGGCCAAGUACGCGGAGCUCGGACCCGCGUUCUUCUCCGCCACGAACGCGCUCGGCUUCAUGACCUCGAACCUCUCGCUCGGCGCGACGUUCACCCACGUCUUCUUCUGGCACUGGCAGGACAUCAAGCCGUUCCUCAAGACGUUCAACCCGUGGAACAAGGAGGAGUUCGUCGUGCACGACGCGCACUACGAGAAGAUGAAGGUCUACAAGCAGAUCCCCCGCUGGUGGUACUUUGUGCUCCUCGCCGCCGCCUUCGCGAUCGCGCAGGCGACCAACUACGCCGCGCACUCGCACCUCCCGUGGUGGGCGCUCAUCUGCAUCCUCCUCAUCUCGCUCGUCAUGAGCAUGCUCUUCGCGACGCUCGCCGCGACGAUCGGCUUCAAGGAGUUCAGCUCCUCCGCGAACUCGUUCUACCAGAUGAUCAUCUCCUACAUGGUCCCCGGCGACCCGAUCGCGAACCUCUACGGCGCGCUCUACGGCCAGCACCCGCAGGGCCAGUGCAUCGCGAUGCUCCAGGACCUCAAGCUCGGCCAGUAUACCAAGCUCCCGCCGCGCGUCACGUUCUCGAUGCAGAUCAUGGGCACCGUCGUCGGCGCGAUCCUCAACUACAUCAUGAUGAUCACCAUCAUCGACGCCCAGCGCGCGGACCUGCUCACGAUCGCCGGCACGCGCCUCUGGUCCGGGCAGAACGCGCAGGGCUUCAACACGAACGGGAUCUCCUGGGGCGGGCUCGGCCCGCAGAUGUUCGGCGUCCACGGCGUGUACCACAUCGUCCCGAUCUGCCUCGCGAUCGGCGUCUUCACCCCGCUCCCGUUCAUCGCGGCGUGGUACAUCUGGCCCAAGGCCGGGUUCGAGAACUUCUCGGCCCCGAUCAUCCUCCAGUACUCGUGCUACCUCGCCGUCGGGAUCAACACCCAGGUGAACCCGUCGAUGGCGAUCGGCCUCUUCUCGCAGUGGUGGGUGCGCACGCGCUACCCGCGCUGGUUCACCAAGUACAACUACAUCGUCGCCGCUGCGCUUGACGGCGGCACGCAGGUGAUCUCGUUCAUCCUCAACUUCGCCGUCUUCGGCGCGAGCGGCAUUCCGCACUCGUUCCCCGAGUGGUGGGGCAACGAUCUCAGUCUCUCCACCGAUCGGUGCAUGCUCCCCGAGUAG